CAGGGGAAGAUUCCUGAUGACGGAUUACCUGGUCAGUUUGUUCGGGAAUUUAUCAGCGCUUUAGCUGGUCUUGACACAAACAACCAAGUAGCUCAUAUUGUCGGUGCGGGAGAACGGGAAGGACGUGUAACUUCAUCACUGGUCAACGAGUUGCAUAUGGGAUUAUGUCAUGGCAUGGGUCGUUCAGGCAACUUGACCGAGAGUCAACCCAAAGCACUUGGUUCUUCAAUAUUAGCUAACUUAGCAAAUUCGUUAGCAUUGGAUGCUAUAAGACACAUCGGCAUCCGGAAAGUUAGUGCUGCUAUCGUUGUGCCGAUGGCUACCGGAAUGGCACUGUCUCUUUGCCUUGGUUCUUGGCGGAGGUGUAAACCUAAUGCGAAGUACGUCGUUUUUUUGAGGAUUGAUCAGAAAUCGGGCUUCAAAUCAAUAUUUGUUCCUGGAUUAGAACCUAUUAUACUGGACUCCAUUUUUGAAGGAGAUAGUUUAAUCACUGAUGUACAAACCCUACGCAAAGUGCUUCAGGAAAAGCCAGAUGAAAUAUUGGCUGUAUUGAGCACAACAUCUUGUUUUGCUCCUCGAGCUCCAGACAGCUUAAAUGUAAUUGGAAAUUUAUGUCACGAAUUUGGAAUUCGACAUCUUGUCAAUAAUGCUUAUGGACUGCAGUCACAUAAAUGUAGUGCUGGAAAAAUUGAUGCUUUUGUACAGUCCCUGGACAAAAACUUCUUAGUACCUGUAGGUGGUUCAGUUGUAGCCGGAUUUGAUAAGGGUACUAUAGACGAUAUUGCUGAGUUUUAUCCAGGAAGAGCAUCUAUAGUACCAUCGCGAGACCUUGUAAUAACAUUAUUAGAAUUGGGCAAGAAUGGCUUGUACAAUUUAUAUGACAUGCAAGCUCAGCACUACCUAGUGCUUCGCAGCAAGAUGGCAGCUUUUGCUGAAAGCGUUAAACAGCGUUUACUUGAUGUCCCUUCAAAUACCAUUUCCUUAGCCAUGACGCUGAACGGCUUUCAGCCUGCCGAACAGACACUGUUUGGUUCAAUGUUAUUUGCUAGAGGAGUGACCGGCGCUCGAGUCGUUUGUAUGGGUGUCAAGAAAAAAAUUGGUGGCUUCGAAUUUGAAAACUUUGGGUCCCACUGUUCAACUACAAGAGAUGGCUACCUGAAUGUCGCUUGUGCUAUUGGUGAUCGCUUUAUUGCAAAAUUUUAA
This is a messenger RNA of Enterobius vermicularis (human pinworm), 1203 nucleotides long. NCBI's taxonomy places the organism in Eukaryota, Metazoa, Nematoda, Chromadorea, Rhabditida, Oxyuridae. The record is from the annotation of a GenBank genome assembly.